Messenger RNA from Hemibagrus wyckioides, 1256 nucleotides. RefSeq names its product Jupiter microtubule associated homolog 1a (gene jpt1a). The coding region runs from base 218 to 685 and encodes 155 amino acids. Gene Ontology annotation, cellular component: nucleus. The transcript has 5 exons. NCBI's taxonomy places the organism in Eukaryota, Metazoa, Chordata, Actinopteri, Siluriformes, Bagridae. The record is from RefSeq and is a predicted model, not a curated record.
CUCCGCAGUCAGAAUGGAGCGGUUUGGACCUCAGACGCCUGUAGUGUAUUUUUUGUGAGAUGCUGAUGUCGGUUUUUAAUCGAUAAAAUGAGACUGUAAGGGUGAUCGUGAGUUAGCGAGCUCGCUGGAUAGUUCUAGUGAUUUCUAGUUUUGUCAUUAGGGUGUGAUUUUGUGCUAAAAGUCGUGCGGGAUUUAAAAAGGAUAAGAGAAAAGAAAAAUGACGACCACUACCACGUUUCAAGGCAUGGACCCGGAUGCCAAAAGCAGCUCCAGGGUUCUCCGUCCACCAGGUGGAGGCUCCAACAUUAGCUUUGGUGGUGAAGAGGAGAAACCUGCUGCUCGCAAAAACAAAAUGGCUUCCAGCAUUUUCGCAGAACCUGAGGAUCCACAUGCUCAUCGAAGGAACAACCCCCCAGGUGGGAAACCCACAGGUGUGUUAUGUGGAGAACCUUCAGCACCACUCAGGAGGUGUGUCCAACAACCUGUCAAUCAAACUGGUGACACACAGGAUGAACCUUCAUCAGUGGUGAACGGAGACGACGGAAAGAUUGACGAUGCAGUGGUGGAAGCAGCUGAAGAAGUGGAGGUGACUCAGAUGGAGAAGUCUGGACCAAGUGGCUCCUCGGAGAAACCGUCAGGACGCAGAAACCCACCUGGAGGAAAAUCCUCCCUCAUCCUGGGCUGAGACAUGCACCCCUUCUCACACUCUCUCUCUCUCUCUCUCUCUCUCACUCUCUCUGUCUCUCUGUCUCUCUGUCUGUCUCUCUCUCUCUCUCUCUCUCUCUCUCUCUCUCUCUCUCUCUCUCUCUCUCUCUCUCUCUCUCUCUCUCUCUCUCUCUCUCUCUCUCUCUCUUUCCCUCUUUCCCUCUCCCUCUCCUUCCCUCUCCUCCUGCUGCACCACGUCAUAUCCAGAGCCACGUUUACAAGCAUUCAGUCUGCAGUACCCAAGCUGUGUGUGUGUUGUGAGAUGCGAUGUGAAGUAAAUCCAGGCCUUGGUCCUGUUUGCUCUCUGUACUUUUCCCUCUUGUUAUGUAAGUCAUGAGUCUGUUCCACUUCCUGUCUCAGUCCUCCCGGAGUGUGUGUGUUUUGGACUGUGUUCAGUCCUGUACACCACUCCAUCUCACUCGCAUUUAAUUUCAACGAUUACAUUUCCCCGAAAAGCUGCAGGCUCCUGUCUCGUCUGACUCAUUCCUGGGUUUAUACGGAUUUAAAAUGUUUGUGUGCAUUUCUACGUAUAAUAAAAUAUUGCUAUGAAA